Nymphaea colorata (pocket water lily) is the source of this 1947-nucleotide messenger RNA. RefSeq names its product SUPPRESSOR OF ABI3-5. Lineage: Eukaryota; Viridiplantae; Streptophyta; Magnoliopsida; Nymphaeales; Nymphaeaceae. The transcript is spliced from 11 exons. The record is from RefSeq and is a predicted model, not a curated record. The coding region runs from base 43 to 1353 and encodes 436 amino acids. Gene Ontology annotation, cellular component: U5 snRNP.
GAUCUAUGUGUCUCCGAGUGUCUUAUUCUCAGCUUGUCUCUAAUGGCGGAAGAAGAGCCUUCGUCCUCGCGCUCUCACCUGAAACGGCGUGCUGUCGAAGAUCUUAUCUCUGAAAUCGAGCCGAAUAAGCGCCCCAAGCAGAGAGAAGUGAAAUUCCCCAAAGGGAAGAAGGCUAAGCAGGGGGUUGAGCCCUUGUUCGAUGAUGCCUCUGCAGGUGGUGGCGGACCAGUUCGCUCGACGGACCCUCGGGUCGCUGCAAAGGAGAGGGCGGUCCGUCGGAACCAGAUCACCGCGGAGCUGUUCAAGGACCAGGACAAGGGAACACCUGCAGAUAUCGCCUCGGCGGAGGUCGACUAUGAGGAUGAGGAAAAUUUGGACGACGAGGGUGUUCCCAUCGAGCCUUUCAACUUAAACAAAGAGAGAGAAGAAGGGUAUUUUGAUUCGGCUGGAAAUUUUGUAGAAUACCGAGUUGAGAAAGACGAAAUUAAGGAUGCAUGGAUAGACAGUGUUGGUGUCAGUGUGAGGCCCGUGGAUAAAAGUUUUAAGAAACCUGAGGACACGGGGGAUGAUUACCAUGAUCUCUCUUCUGCAGAAAUUGGAAGGAUCAAGAGACGCAUAGCUAACCUGCUCGAACCAGGAGAAACGGUUUUGCAUGCUUUAAGAAGGCUCAAAGGAACCUCAAAUGAUAAGGGUAAACGAGGAAAAAUGUCUGGAGAAGCAAAGGCUUUAUUUGACCAGCUAACUGAUGAUUCAAUGAAACUAAUGGAGAGUGGUGAUUACAAUGUUUAUCAUGACAAGCAGGAAACUUUCGUGCGAGAAGCAGAGGGAUAUGAGCGCAUAGCCUCUGCAAAGGAUGGCAAACCUGCUGAUGAUGCCAAUGAUCUUGAUUCCCACGUGGCAGGAGAGACAUUUCCAAAGGAUGCAGAGCCAAUGACUGAUGAUAUAUUUUCAAAUGAUGCAGAUCCAGGAGUUGCCUCUAUUUCAAUGCCUAAUUCAGUCCAGGAUAUGUCUGCUGACCAUGAUGCAUUUGACAUGUUUGGUGAGGAGGAUGAGACGGGUACAUCAAACCCAACUACCAAAAACGAUGGUGUGGAUUCUGAUUCAAUUUCUCCACCGUCCCAGGCUGUUGAACCUAGCGAAGACAAUCCUGUUUCCCAAUCAGGAGAUGAUCAGCAAACAGAUUAUGUGUUUGAUGAGUCAUCAGGGUACUAUUACAGUGCCAGCUUGGGAUAUUAUUAUGACCCUACGUCUGGACUUUUUUGCUGCAGUACAUCGGGAAAAUGGUAUGCAUUUAAUGAGCAGAGUAACACAUACGUAGAAGUACAGGAGGACGGGUCAUUUGUUGCAAGUUAGUAGAUGGCUAGUUUUUGCAGUAGCGUCUAUGCUAGGAGCUUCAGGGCGACAUUGAUGACGUUGAUACAUUUAAGACUCGGGAACUUGCCGGGCGUGGGUUGGAGUUGAUCCUUAGCUCAUUUAAAACUUGAGCCGGCCUUAGGUUGGAGUUCGAUCCUUGGCUCAUUUUAAAACUUGAGCCGGCCCUAGGUUGGAGUUCGACCCUUGGCUCAUUUUAAAACUUGGUCCGGGCCUUGCCUGACCUUGCAACUUGCCUGUUUACUUUGGGUCGGGCUGUGUGGGAAUAGGCCCUUUACUGAAGCUUGGAUUAGAGUCACUUUUGGAAUUGAGUACCCAAUAUAGUUUUUAGGUUGAUAAACAGGCAUUUUGUUUUGUAUAAAACUUGAAUCUCCUGGUGUAUUAUCGUCUGCCCUCUUUAUGAUUUUUUUUUUUUUAGUUUAUGAUUUGCUUGGUUUGUCUCUAAUUUUGUUGUUUUACAAUAAGGAUAAGACAUUUUUGGCUGGGGACUUCAUUCGUUUAAAUUAAAGUGGGGAGGUCGCUGUAUAUUGUUUGAUCUGUGCCUAUAAAAUCGGGCUUGGCCCAACCUAUUUGUUA